UGCCUUAUGUGCAUCACAUCUGACGUCAUUACCAAGCGACAGUAAGAUGUGCGCGUCCUUCGAGUCUCUCAUUGAAUCGGCAGCUUGGUUUUUUCUAUUUUAAUGGAAUAACAAGAAGAGAAAGAAGCGGUUAACCGGACAAAAGACGACUCUGACCCAGCAGGGAUGGCGGCUCCAAACGCAUCAGAGAGGAAGGCCUGCUGGGACGCCAAGGACCGGCUGUGGAAAUGUCUGGAUGAUAACGAUGGCAAAGCUGCCUCCUGCCAGAGUUUGCAGAGCGAGUUUGAAGCAAAAUGUCCCGCUCAGUGGGUUAAAUAUUUCACCAGGAGGAGAGAGUUUUUGAAAUACAAGGAGAAUUUGGAGAGCCAAGGCUUCACACCGGCUGAGGGCCCACGGCAGCCUUCCUAAUCACUGCUGGCACACAGGACUGUUGAAAGAGCCUCUUUUCAGUCAGGUGACUGAGGAUUUGACAUUUUCUCGUUUUGCUGCACCUCUGGUUGCCCAGCUUUGUCCUAUUCCCAAAGACAUGCAUGUUAGGUGAAUUGGGCACUUUAAAUUGACUGUUGGUGUAUAGGAGCACAUGAAUGCAUUUUUUCAGCCCUGUGACCAGCAGCAUGUCCAGGGUGUACCCUGCCUCUCACCCAACGACCGCUGGGAUGGGCUCCAGCUCCCUCUGACCCCAGUACAACUGCACACAUCCAGAUUAAAUGAUCCUUCUUGAGCUGCAUCUUUAUUUGUACAGAGAUUAAAGCUGUACUAGGAAGUGGUCUCUCUGACAUCAUAAACAGUUAUGUGAAUUUUUUUUUAGUCCAAAUCCUGUAAUCUGAAGUCUGGUCACAUUAAUCUGCCAGCCUGAUUGCUUUGCCUGUUACUUGAAAAUGAGCCCCGAGAAUAGUUAAAAGUCUACCUGGCGGCUGAUUGCACAUGCUCGCAGCACUGAUCGAUCAACUUUAUCGUUUCAUAUAUUUUUGUAAAAUAUUGCUGAGACAAUAAGGUAAAAAUUCAAGGUGUAAUUGCUGUUUCCUGUAAAUAAACUUAAAAAAUUGGAAUGUUUUGUCAUUACAGGCAGAGUUGGAAGUUAAACACCACAGGAAAUUUUUGCAUCUUACAGUUCAUAUUUAAACAUGCAGACAUUUUAGAUUACAAAUCUGUAUAUAAAAUGCAUGUGGCCUCGAGUCAAAGGUCACUGCUGCAACACCACACGCGAAUAAAUUACACAAAAAUAGGUGAUUUUUGUUCUACCACAUGAAAUUUCUGCAAGAAUAUAGCACACCUCUGGCACUUUUUUCGUUUUGCAUAGUACAGAGUAUUUUAUGGCAGUUCUUCCACCACUGAUUAACAGUUUGAUUUGACAGUUGAUUGAACAAAGUACAGUACAUUCCUUUACGCACUCAAUCUCCCUUAAAUGUCGUGGCUCACUGUUCUGUUGCACUGCAGCCUUGCAAGCUGGUGUAGUUUGUGCACAUCAACCCUGGUAAACAAAAAUCAAACACUUC
This is a messenger RNA of Thalassophryne amazonica, 1496 nucleotides long. RefSeq names its product cytochrome c oxidase assembly factor 6 homolog. Gene Ontology annotation, biological process: respiratory chain complex IV assembly. Bases 166 to 408 code for a protein of 80 amino acids. The record is from RefSeq and is a predicted model, not a curated record. NCBI's taxonomy places the organism in Eukaryota, Metazoa, Chordata, Actinopteri, Batrachoidiformes, Batrachoididae. Gene Ontology annotation, cellular component: respiratory chain complex IV; mitochondrion. The transcript has 3 exons.